AUGAAAGCCGCUAGUGUAGUAGAAAAAAUGGGAGUUCAGGUGGUGACGCCACCGCAUGCAGGUGGUUUAUGGUGGGAGAGACUAGGUUCAGCUUUCAGAACAGCCAUAGCAUGCACCAUAAUCGGCUGUACCGCCCUAUACGGACCAGAACACCUCCAGCACCAGAUACAGUAUCCUUCCGUCGCCUAUGUGACUGCCAUCCUGAUCGUUUCCGACGCCACACUUGGCACCACCUUAAGAGGGUGUUGGCAAGCACUUUGCGCCACCGUGGUGGUGGUGCCGUCGUCGAUGUUGUGUCUUUGGGUUGUGGGUCCGUCGAGUUUCACGGAGACUGGAGCUGCCGUUGCGGUGGCGUUGAGUGCGUUUCUGGUGGCGGUGCCGGAGUGUCUGCCGUUGCUAACGAAGCGCAUUGCGUUUGCACAGCUGGUGAUCAUAUAUGUUGGUGCGGUGGUUCGCGGCCAUGACGCCGGACCGUUGACGCACCCUAUUCAUAUUGCGGCAUGCACGGCGCUUGGGGCGUCGGCUUCUGUCUUGGCUUUGAUACUGCCGUACCCUAGGCUGGCUGUCACUGAGGUGAAGAAGCAAUUCCAGUUAUAUACAGAAAAUGCAUCAGAAAGAACAAGCCUUUAUAUGAAAGCUUUCUUGAGUGAAGAUGAAACCACUGCUGAUGAUCUUGUUUCUCAAGCUAAACCCAUUGCUCAAUCAGGAACCCAUCUGCUUAACCACAUCAACCACAUCCAGGAAGGUGUAAACUGGGAGAGACAUCGUCUCCGUGACUUCAAACGCAGUUUCGUGAACAUGGGAGACAGAUUAGACGACAUCGAAACACCGAUUAAAGGAAUGGAAAUGGCGCUAGCGGCAAUUCCUUCAUUUCCGCUCGAGAUCGUUGACGACGAGUUGAGAACCGUUUUGCAAAGUGCACGAGUCCAACAAACCCUAAAGCUCGAGGAUGCCAAGUGUUUUGUACCGUUUGAUGAUGCCAUGACUGUUCCCGAAAGAAAAGACGAACUCUUUGAGAAAUCCCUACACACUCUUGCAAACGUUCCACCAACACACAAAAACCUACCGGCCUUUUUCUUCUUAUCGUGUUUUGAACUACUUGUAAACAACUCGAGCAUGAACCCGAAACCGGAAUCACACGACGGCCAGAAGGUUCAUGUAGCCGAAGAAUCGAUAAACCGGCCAAACAAGACUCAAACGAGUAAAGAAAGACUUAUGUUUGCCCUAAAGUGCUCGAUAUCGUUAGGACUUGCGGUUCUGCUCGGAAUGAUCUUCGACAAAAAGAACGGGUAUUGGUCGGGACUCACCAUAGCCAUCAGCUUUGUAGAAGGUAGACUACCGAUUUUCACGGUUGCGAAUGCUCGAGUACAAGGUACGGCAAUCGGCACGGUUUACGGAGUGCUCGGUAGCUGUCUUCUUCAUCAGUACCCCGAAAUGAGAUUUGUAAUUCUCCUACCAUGGAUCGUUUUCACAAGCUUGCUACACCAUAGUCAGAUGUUUGGGGAAAGCGGCGGCAUCGCAGCGGUGAUUGGAGCACUUUUGAUCCUUGGCCGGAAAAACUAUGGUGAGCCAAAGGAAUUCGCAAUUGCUAGAAUAACAGAGGUUUCCAUCGGGCUUUUUUUCUUCGUCUUGUUGGAAAUUCUCCUUAAACCAGUCAGACCUGCAACUAUGGUGAAACGACAACUAUCUCGAUGUUUGGAAACAGUAGACGAAUGCUUACAUCGAAUAGCAACUAGAAAAGAAAAUGGGGCUCCAAUCUUUCCGUCACUGAAAGAAAACCUCAAGAAAUUGAAAUCCGAUAUAGAUCAAUUGAAAAACCUGAGCCAAGAUGCGAAGUCCGAACCGGGCUUCUGGUUUCUACCGUUCAGGGCUUCUUGCUACGAUAACCUGCAAAAAAGCUUUACACAAAUGGUCGAUUUGAUGCAGAUUAUGAUUUAUAACAUGGAGUUUAUCGUAAAUUUGUCCGAAAGCUCAGAUGGUUCUUACAGAGAGCUUCAAGAACACAUCUAUGGUGAUCUUAUGAUGAUGAAAGAAAACACCAGUCUACGGUUGAAGCGAUUACAAAAGAUUUCUUUAGUGAAGUGCAUCGACACCUUUGAUCGCCAGUUACAAGAAAGAGAAGGCUUCCUGGACCUGGAGUCGGCAAAUCGACCAACUUCAAACACGACAUGCGUGUCAAUGGAAGCAGACAUGAAAACUACAGAUGCUUUCCUUCAACACUUCAAGAAGGUCGAAAAUAAAAGUGAGGGUGACAACGAUUUUACAGGGAAAACAAUUAUACACUUGAAUUCUUUCGAAUUCUGCAUCGGGAGUCUUAUAAGAGAAACAAUGCAGAUCGAAAAAUGCAUAAAAGAUAUCAUCCGAUCAGAGAAUCCUUCAAGAAAAGUAGAUUUUAACGACAUCUACUACAAGAUUGACCUAUCGAAUGCAUCCUGA
Cynara cardunculus var. scolymus (artichoke) is the source of this 2436-nucleotide messenger RNA. RefSeq lists its product as uncharacterized. The coding region runs from base 1 to 2436 and encodes 811 amino acids. NCBI's taxonomy places the organism in Eukaryota, Viridiplantae, Streptophyta, Magnoliopsida, Asterales, Asteraceae. The record is from RefSeq and is a predicted model, not a curated record. Gene Ontology annotation, cellular component: plasma membrane. Gene Ontology annotation, biological process: transmembrane transport. Gene Ontology annotation, molecular function: transmembrane transporter activity. The transcript has 3 exons.